ACUAGCUAUGAACGGAACUAGUUAACUCCAAGGGUGAGUCAGCCUUGGCUUUACCGUUUUGUUUUUGCAUCUCUGGACCAAUAGCAAGUGCACAUAUGCGACAAAAAUAGAUAACAACAAUACUAAAUAAUAACAUGAAAGGUGGCACAUUUCGAAACACGCAAUGGGAUCCCACGCUUCUAACAUCACAGAUUGUGUCCAUGCAGUGCUGCGUGUACUUCACACUUGGCCUGCUCGUCUUUAUAGCCAACAAGUUGUCUGGCGACAAUUAUACAUUGGAUCAUCUAUUCGAAUACCAUGAAAUACAUAUAUAUGAUCUGGGUGGGCGGCUGGUUAUCUGCGCAUUUGUCUUGAACGCUUUUGUGGCCUCCUUGGCGCUCUGGUGCAUUGUGCGUCGGGCAAAGCUGUGCCUCGACUUCAGUUGCACGUUCCAUUUGCUGCAUCUGAUAAUCUGCUGGUGGUACAACCGCUCCUUUCCAGCGAGCGCCUCAUGGUGGCUGCUCAAUGUAAUUACAGCGACCAUAAUGUGCAUUGGCGGCGAGUUUCUGUGCCUGCAAACCGAAAUGAAAGAGAUUCCCGUUGGCUACGCUGCGCUCAAUCAAAAAUCAGACGUUUGACUUGACCAACAUAUAGUAACGGUAUCUCCAAUGUGAUUGUGAUGCUAACUAAGCCACCAAUUACUCUAAAAUAAAUGAUACUUGUAAUUUAUUGUUAACAUAGUUUAAGAAUACAAACUAUAUAU
Drosophila arizonae is the source of this 742-nucleotide messenger RNA. It is a transcript of the gene Sys1, whose product is annotated as Sys1 golgi trafficking protein. The record is from RefSeq and is a predicted model, not a curated record. NCBI's taxonomy places the organism in Eukaryota, Metazoa, Arthropoda, Insecta, Diptera, Drosophilidae. Gene Ontology annotation, cellular component: trans-Golgi network; Golgi membrane. Gene Ontology annotation, biological process: Golgi to endosome transport; protein localization to Golgi apparatus; Golgi to plasma membrane protein transport.